GAUACGAUGCAUCCUUUGGCACAACAUGAAAGUAAUGGUGCUAAUCUGACGAUUAUUGACACUGGAUUGAUAGUUUUUCCUGUGGAACAUAUAGGUUAUAUAGCUACAUGAAAUAAAAUCACGCCAUGAACACUUUACCCCCCAUUUCUUUUCUUAAAUGCCUGGACGGUGUGGUAUUGUGAGUAAAACAAAAAAAAUGUGUGUAAUAUAGCCUACCUUGAACCGUGAAAUUAGAAAAUGCCUCAAAGCAUGUCAUGUCCCGCGUUUAGGAAAUGCUACUUCUGAGAGAGAGAGAGAGAGAGAGAGAGAGAGAGAGAGAGAGAGAGAGAGAGAGAGAGAGAGAGAAGGUUAGGUAUAGGUGAAGGAAUUAAGUCACGGUGGGAGCAUAAUCCAGUUGUGACUGGAUCAGGAAUUAAGUCCAGUUGUGACUGGAUCAAGGGUGGGUGAGGGGGUAGAAGAAUGGGCUAGACUGGAGUGAAGAAAGUGGGCGUGGCAUGAUAAGUGACAAUUGCUUAUGUAUUUCACUAUUAUUCAGUGUAUUAAUUACAAACCGUCAUCCAGACAAUACGUUGCACAUCUUCUCAUUGAAUUUUAUCAUAUGAAGACAUCUACUCAUGAACACCUGUUCCAUAUUUCCUAUAAAUUAAGUGUGAAUGGGUCCGAGAAAACACAAAUUCAGCGGCAGAGACUCUAUUUCGACCACGGAGAUAACCUCGCUACUUUUGCGUCCGCACAGACGUCAUAAAUAGGUCACGACCUUGACAUCAGGUGCAUUCAAGAAAUAGCCGCCAGCCUUUGCAGUGUCAACAUCUUUACUCGAUCCAUUAUAUCGGUAAGUCUUGAGUUCCUAAGUGUCUGUUAAAUGUUAAUGUUAAGUUGUAAACCUUUGUGUCUAUCACAGUGACAGUCAUCUCCCAUUGUCUGCCAACUUAAUGUCAACCUCACAGUGUGAACUAUAUAAUUAAAUUGUCUAAAAUUUAAGGAACGUCACAUAUUGUCUACCAAACUUUACAAUGUCAGUCAACCUAACAGCUGUUUUUUUUUGUUUUUUUUUCUUUCUUUUUAGCUGUGCUGGACACCCCAUCAUGGCUGAAGGAGGCAGCAUUAUUGAAGGUAUCAACAAAACAUCUGAAGAUGGCAGUGAAGCUGAAGGGGGUGAUGCAGUUGAACAGACAACUGGAGAUGGCAGUGCAGCUCGUGAUGCAGUGCACAGAUUUAGAAGUCAGACCAGGAAAAUAAUACUGAAUGUGUACCAUUUCUUUCGCGGACAGUGGGGGACAGAUUCCAGCAGUGAAGUAGUGGAGAAAACCUCGAAGGCUACAGAUGUGUCAGUAAGCACAGUGAAAAGGAUUAGGCAAGAGGCAGCUAGACAUGGCGGCAGCAUCCUCCCUUCACCUGUUCAGCAAAGCAAGAGAGUGAGACUGAGGGGCAACAUCGACAGUUUUGACAAGGACUGCAUCAGGAAGGAAAUUUUAUCUUUCUAUGAAAGAGGAGAACUGCCAACUUUAUCUGCCCUUCUUGAGAAAGUAAAGGAGGAGCCAGUGAAUUACCAUGGUGGAAAAACAACAUUGUGGAAAAUUGUGAGAGGGCUUGGAUUUCGGCACAAAAAAGUGACAAGUGGCAGAGCUAUUUUAAUGGAGCGAGGUGACAUUGUGGCACAUAGAACUGAAUACUUAAGACUGAUUGAAAAAAAUAGAAAUUGCAGCCCCUCCACACGCAGACAAGAAGUGUACAUUGAUGAAACAUGGGUAAACCAAAAUGAAUGUGUGCAACGAUGCUGGGCAGUGGCUGAUGGAUCAGUUGGACCGAAACUUAAAACUGGUAAAGGCUCAAGAUUCAUCGUGGUACACGCCGGAAGUGAAGAGGGUUUUGUUCAGGGUGCACUAAUGCUGUUUCGGUCAAAGUUUGGUGCAAAAGGUGAUUACCAUGAUUCCAUGGACCAUGAAAAAUUCAAAAGGUGGUUUGAGGAGCAGCUGCUACCAAACAUAAAUGAAAGAUCGCUAAUAAUCAUGGACAACGCGUCUUACCACAGCAAAAUUGAAAAUAAAAUUCCAACGUGCAGCAACAGGAAAAGUGAAAUUGUUGAAUGGCUUUCUGCUAAUAACGUCCAACACGAUCCAUCAGUGUCAAAACAGAAACUAAUACAAAUAGCAAAACUAAACAAAGAAAAGCAGAGAUACGUGAUUGAUGAAAUAGCCCGUGCCAAUGGACAUCAAGUGCUGCGACUGCCACCUUAUUACUGCCAGUUUAAUCCAAUAGAACUUAUUUGGGCACAGGUAAAGAGUGACGUUCGGUCCAAAAACUCUAAUUCAAAUCAGUCCCUUAAAAUUGUCGAUGAACUUACAAGAGCAGCAAUAAAUAAAGUCACCAAGGAAGACUGGAAAAAGUGUAUUGCUCAUGUUAAGAAAAUAGAGGAUGAAUACAGAAGUAAAGACAUCGCUAGGGAACAUCUUCUUGAAAACUUUGUAGUGAAUAUCAAUGAUGAGACCGAUGAAACAAGCGAGGGAAGUGGUGAUGAGUUUGUGUAACCUCUUUGUAUGCUUGUGAACUCGACGACAGACGCAACACAUAAUUUCAUCUUAUUUUCCAGACAAUCUUUUGACAUGGUUUGACUUCUCUCUCUCUCUCUCUCUCUCUCUCUCUCUCUCUCUCU
Eriocheir sinensis (Chinese mitten crab) is the source of this 2653-nucleotide messenger RNA. RefSeq lists its product as uncharacterized. Bases 1014 to 2528 code for a protein of 504 amino acids. Lineage: Eukaryota; Metazoa; Arthropoda; Malacostraca; Decapoda; Varunidae. The transcript has a single exon. The record is from RefSeq and is a predicted model, not a curated record. Gene Ontology annotation, molecular function: nucleic acid binding.